Osmerus eperlanus (European smelt) is the source of this 549-nucleotide messenger RNA. RefSeq names its product regulator of G-protein signaling 9-like. NCBI's taxonomy places the organism in Eukaryota, Metazoa, Chordata, Actinopteri, Osmeriformes, Osmeridae. The transcript is spliced from 2 exons. The record is from RefSeq and is a predicted model, not a curated record. The annotation marks the transcript as partial.
CUACAGCUGUGCCGCUUCACUGCUCCCGUCCCCCACCUGGCCGUGUACUCAGGCAUGAGUGACCCCCCGUCAGCCAGCACCCCUCCCCUCCUCCCCCACACCCCUGCCUGUCCCUCUCCAAUCAGUGUGGCCAUAGACAGCACCCCUGGGCCGGAACACAGGCAGGCGGGGGGGGAGGCCGAGGGCGAGGCCAGGCCUGGGGGGGUUGGGGGCGUGUCUCGAACCCGAGUGGCCAUUUCAUUGGGCCGCUUGCUUCGACGGGGUUGCACUCCAUCCACUGUGUUUGCCAGCCUGUCUCCCAAAUGUCCUGCCCCCGCUGGGAUGACAAGCCGUGUCCAGCCAAUCAGCACAGCCCGGCCGAGCCAGGCCCCACCCCGACGCAUUGCUAACUUCUUCCAGAUCAAGGUGGACAUCCCCCCUGAGUGUCGCAUCUAUCCCAUCGACUCUGAGGACGAGGACGAGGAGAGUGGCCCGGCCUCCCGGGGAGGAGGAGUCAAAGAAAUAAUCUGUCCGUGGGAAAGCCUCACCCCCCAGGAUGGCACUGGGUAA